GCCCCAGGGCUCAGCUAGACACCAAAAGGCAAGAUGGGCCUGCUGACAGCACUUGGUCUUUCUCAUCCUCACUGACCUGUGUAGCAUCUACUCCCUGGUUACUCUGGAUUCUCAGUACACAAAAUUUGCUGCUGAUGCAGCAUGGUCCUUGCCCAACCACUAUGUUCCAGAAUUCAUAGUUCCAACUUACUCCAUGAGAAACUGAAAGACGGAAUGGACAAGCCUACAGUUAGUCAUCGGGAGGUGAAGAAACGUGUGUGCCUGCAGGAUAGAAGGGGUUCCAGUGUGUCACUGGUGCUGGACAUGAGUUCCCUGAGCAACACAGAACCUAUUUUAUCAGUCUCUACACCAAGGGAUGUCACAGUUCAGCUCCUGAAAUCAGCAAGUCAUGUUCUUACUCAAGAGAUGCUUCAGCAGAAGUGCUGCAGCCUAGAUGAGCUUCAAGAAGAGUUUGCGAAAAUCCCUUCAAAUUUUGCCAGUCCAGAAGAACUGGACAUCCCAGGACGAGCUGCAAAGGACAGAUACAAAUCCAUCCUACCAAAUUCCCAGAGUCGUGUUUGCCUCAAGAGUGCUGACGACCAAGAAGAGGAGAGCUACAUAAAUGCAAACUACAUCCGGGGUUAUGACAGGCAGGAGAAAGCCUACAUUGCCACUCAAGGGCCCAUGCUAAAUACAGUCAAUGAUUUUUGGACAAUGGUGUGGCAGGAACAAGUUCCUGUUAUAGUUAUGCUUACCAAACUCAAAGAAGAAAAAGAGAAAUGUAUCUGUUACUGGCCUGAAACAGAGGCAGUCUAUGGGCCACUCACGAUCCGUGUGCAAGGCUUAUGCGAGUGUGAUGAAUACACCAUCCGAGAUAUUAGCUUGCAGCUUAAAGACGAGUGCCGCACAGUGAAGCACAUUGUAUUCUCAUCCUGGCCAGACCAGAAGACCCCGGAAUCAGUCAAGAGUUUCUUGAACUUAGUUUUGGAGGAAGAAAAAAUUCUGCAAGCUUCAGAGAGCACAGGACCGGUUGUUGUGCACUGUAGUGCAGGAAUUGGUCGGACAGGCUGCUUUAUUGCUACACAGAUUGGAUGCCAGCAGCUGAAGGACAAAGGAGAGGUGGACAUUUUAAGCAUAGUAUGCCAACUACGCAUAGACAGAGGUGGAAUGAUCCAAACCAGUGAACAAUACCAGUUUCUCCAUCAUACACUGGCCACGUAUGCCUCACAGCUUCAUUAGUCUUAGAUUGUUGGCAUGGAAAAUUAGCUGCUACUGGACACUUGGAUUGAUUGAUGCACCAUUUUCCUGACUCUACAAGACCACCAACAGUCACAACUAGAGAAGUAUAAUAUAUAUUUUAAUUCUCUGAAGUAUAAACUAGUCAUGAGAAGACGUGUCACAUUGCUGGCGGCAUAUAAUUGGUAUGUGAUUCUAUCUGGAAGCAGAAUUUCAAGUCAAGAUUUAAAGGAGAUUUUUGCUUUGAAGUUUCUGUACAAUUUAUGUAAACCCAAAUUUGAUUUCAUGUUCCUGAAAAAGGGUUUCUUUGCCACACCACCAAAGUGUCAUCACUGGUAAACACAUUCACUAACAGGAAACUAUUAAAAUGUAGAGUAAAUGGAUUGGCUUUAUUUUAGAGGGUAAGGCGGUGACAACGUGGGGUAGUAGUUAAAGCGUACGAAUAGGAUCUGAGAAGAGCCACACAGAAACUUGGGCCUCAGCCUCAAUCCUGGCAAAUAUUUGGAUGGAAGACCUCCAAGGAAUUCCAGGGUUGUGACAUGGAGGGAGGUAAUGGCAAACUACCUCUGAUUAUCUCUUGCCUUAAAAACCCAUAUGGGGUCAGCUGUGA
Sphaerodactylus townsendi is the source of this 1825-nucleotide messenger RNA. It is a transcript of the gene PTPN7, whose product is annotated as protein tyrosine phosphatase non-receptor type 7. Lineage: Eukaryota; Metazoa; Chordata; Lepidosauria; Squamata; Sphaerodactylidae. The record is from RefSeq and is a predicted model, not a curated record. Gene Ontology annotation, molecular function: protein tyrosine phosphatase activity. The coding region runs from base 142 to 1218 and encodes 358 amino acids. The transcript is spliced from 10 exons. Gene Ontology annotation, biological process: protein dephosphorylation.